This is a messenger RNA of Dendroctonus ponderosae (mountain pine beetle), 10149 nucleotides long. RefSeq names its product helicase domino (gene dom). NCBI's taxonomy places the organism in Eukaryota, Metazoa, Arthropoda, Insecta, Coleoptera, Curculionidae. The record is from RefSeq and is a predicted model, not a curated record. Bases 231 to 7895 code for a protein of 2554 amino acids. The transcript is spliced from 26 exons. Gene Ontology annotation, cellular component: Swr1 complex. Gene Ontology annotation, molecular function: ATP binding; ATP hydrolysis activity; histone binding.
GGCAAUAAAAUACUCCUCGCCUUUCCUGUCGGUCGCCAUGUUUUGAAUGGGCGACUAGGCCUUGCGAUAGUUGAAAAUGCCAAAAAUAUCGAAUGCAUUCUCAAUUUUGAUCGUUACGUGAAGUAUCCAAUUAUUCUUUGGAGUGUGAAAUCAACGUUGAAACUGUUUUUAAGUGCGGAUGACCGACAUUUGAGUAGAUAUUUUGUGAUUACAACUAUGUUCCAUCAGUAAUGAGCGAUGAUACACCGGGGGCAGGGCAGGGUGCUCUGCAUCCGCGCGAGGGCCAAAACCUUCGAAACACCACGGCAGCAGAGCGCCCUACAAUGCGACUGACUCAAGUAGCUGGGGGCCAGUAUGUGCUAACUACACAACAACAUGGCGUUCCUGCUUUAGCACAGCUUAGCCCAGGAAAUGUGCAACAGGGUGUAACUCGUAUCAUAAACAUUAGCCCCUCCAGAGGACAAACAUCGCCCUUACGACCUAGCGUAUCCAAUCAGUCAAUAGUAAAUGUUUUGACUAACAGGGCUACCCCUAAUGCACGUCUUCAGGUGUUCGCCAAUAAUGGUGGUGUGGUUCCAAGUACAUCUUCAGGAGUAACAACUCCUAUCCAUUCGAGGAUGGCGAAACGUCCGUUAUCUUCUACGCCAGAGAAAAAAGACUCUUAUGCGGUUAAGCUGCAACGAGUAACCAACCACCGAAUAGUCAAAUCAAAGCUGCUGAAGGAAAAGUAUGCGGAAAACCUGCUUGAACUGUUCUACUUGGAGACGGGAGGCAACAUCUUGGAUCUGUAUCAGUACGCGAAAAGACCAAAGACCUCAGAUUAUGUAGCUUACCUGAAGGAACAUGCAAUCGAUGCGGAAGAAUAUUUAAAUUACUCUAUUUGUAUUCCAUACACGACUCCCAGCACGCCAACGGCAACUUCCGCCAGUUCCUUACCUGGGAGUUCCUUCAAUAGCACGCAAUCGACCACACCAGUUAUAUAUACUCCUUCAUCACCUGCGUCUGUGGUUUCUGAUAACCUAUCAUCUAUCAGAAUGAGUACAACGUCUAAUUCGACGAUCUGUACCAGUCAAGAGCAAAUCGUUGAAAAGGCCAAACAAGAAGCGUAUGUCGUGCAGCGGGUUAACGAAUUGCAGAAGGAAGGUCUGUGGUCGGAAAAGCGGUUACCUAAGAUACAGGAAAUGCCUCGAUGCAAGGCUCAUUGGGACUAUUUGUUGGAAGAAAUGGUGUGGUUGGCGGCUGAUUUCGCACAGGAGAGGAAGUGGAAAAAAGCCGCCGCAAAAAAAUGCGCUCGGAUGGUUCAAAAAUAUUUCCAAGACAAAUCGCUCGCUGCUCUGAAAGCAGCAAAAGCACAAGAACAGCAUUUGAGGCGUAUUGCAUCAUUUUGCGCCAAAGAAGUGAAACUCUUCUGGUGCAACGUGGAAAAGUUAGUCGAGUACAAGCAAAAUACCAUUUUAGAAGAGAAACGAAAACGGGCUCUGGAUCAGCAAUUAAGCUUCAUCGUUGAUCAAACUGAAAAAUACUCCCAGUUAUUAGCAGAAGGAAUGAAUAAAUCUGCUGUUGAUCUGCCAUCCGCUAAAGUUUCCGGGCAGUCUGCUUUAAAGCAUCAGUCUGAUGAUGAAUUCGACCCUCACGAGCAAAGCGAAGAGGAUGACGAAGAGACGAUUGCGCAAGAGGAAGCAGCGUUGGGAAAUUUUGAUCAAUCAGCCGAAGUCGAAGCGUUACAAAGAGAAUCUCAGUUGGAAUUGGAUGAUUUACUCGAAGAUGACUUCUUGAAAGAUUACCUUUUAAACAGGGACAACAUACGGCUCAGCGGUUCUGACGAUUCCGAUAUGGAAAGUGAAGAAAAAAAAAGCAAAAAAUCUGAUCCGGAAUCUGCAGGCAGCAGAAAGUCUAGUAAUAAAGCCGCUAGUGAAAAGGAAUCGAAGUCCGAUUCAAGCGAAUCCGACGAUGAUUUGGAUUCUGAUGAUGAAAGCAAUUCGGAAGAACUCACGAAUUCUCAGGUAGAAAACCAGAGCUUAAAGUUGCUGAUGGGCGAUUUAAAAACUGAAGGAGAAAGAGCAAAGACUGAUGAAAAAGACGCACUUAUCAACGAUGCGGCUGCAAUCGCAGAGAGCAUUCAACCGAAAGGCAACACAUUGUCUUCCACCACUGUUUCGACCAAAGUACCUUUUCUUCUCAAGUUGCCAUUGCGAGAAUAUCAACACAUUGGUUUAGAGUGGCUUGUGACGAUGUACGACCGAAAGCUAAACGGAAUAUUGGCCGAUGAAAUGGGGUUAGGAAAAACUAUCCAAACAAUUGCUCUUUUGGCUCAUCUCGCUUGCGAAAAGGAAAACUGGGGACCGCAUCUUAUUGUUGUUCCAACCUCUGUGAUGUUAAAUUGGGAAAUGGAGUGUAAAAAGUGGUGUCCUGCCUUCAAAAUUCUAACUUACUAUGGAUCACAAAAGGAAAGGAAAAUGAAAAGAACGGGAUGGACAAAACCAAAUAUGUUCCACAUAUGCAUUACAUCGUAUAAGUUGGUUAUUCAGGAUCAUCAAAGCUUUAGAAGAAAGAAGUGGAAAUAUCUAAUUUUAGAUGAGGCGCAAAAUAUAAAAAACUUUAAAUCUCAGCGAUGGCAACUUCUACUCAAUUUUCAAACUGAAAGGAGGUUGCUGCUGACGGGAACUCCGUUACAAAACAAUUUAAUGGAAUUAUGGUCGCUGAUGCAUUUCCUGAUGCCAAACGUGUUUCAAUCGCAUAGAGAGUUUAAAGAGUGGUUUUCCAAUCCAGUAACAGGAAUGAUCGAGGGCAAUUCUGAGUAUAACGAAAGUAUUAUUAAAAGACUGCAUAAGGUACUGAGACCGUUUCUGCUGCGAAGGCUCAAGUCAGAAGUAGAGAAACAGAUGCCUAAAAAGUACGAACAUGUAGUCAUGUGUCGUCUUUCUAAACGACAGAGAUUUUUGUACGAUGACUACAUGUCUCGAGCAAACACUAGAGAAACUCUUGCCAGCGGUAAUUUGCUUAGUGUGAUCAAUGUCCUUAUGCAGUUACGGAAAGUGUGCAACCAUCCUAAUCUGUUUGAAGUUCGCCCAACAAUUUCUCCCUUUCAAUGUGAAAACAUCGAAAUGCACGUGCCCUCUAUCGUCUACUCGGCAAUAAAUUACGAUGUAUUUAAGAACGUCGACUUAUACGCCUUGAAUUUAGUUCUAAUUAUGUUGGAAAUGCACCUUGGAGCUUACCAGUGCUACCGAUUGAGGCAAUCCUGGAAAAAGGCACUACAUCUGGAUCAAGCAAGUAGUCAACAACCCUUGUGUCCUCCAUGUAAAUUGAGCAUGAAAGUCAAAGUGCGAGACAUCAAGCAGGAAAAUAAAGAAAUGGUAGUCCAGGCUCGGAACGUUUCUAAUGCACAGCCGAAUGUUAAAAUGAAAGUGGCAGGUUUACAAGUGCUGAGCCAAGGAGUUGUAAAAACUGUGCCGCUCAUUAAUAUCUCGCAAGCCGCUGGUGGCCAAGUUCAAUUGGGCACCCCCAUAAAUGUUUCCUCUGUUUUAAAACCCUCCGAUAAAGUGCCCACUAGUUUUGCUCAACUAGUGCAAACAUCCACAGGAAAGCAUUUGUUAUUGACAUCCAAUCCUAAUAGAACAGGAUCUGUGCCUGUCAGUCAGGCUACUGCAGGUGGCCAAAAACUAACCUUUUUGUCUACAAAGCAGCCUAUUGUUACUAAUGUGAACACACCACAAGCAAUAACGAAAGCUUUUGUAAAAUUUCAAUUGACCUCAGUGACAACUGGUACAACUACAACAUCCUCGAAUUCUACUGCAACGGCGAGAGUAGGCGAGGACGGAAUGAGGAGUGUAAAUUCGAAUUUUUUAGGACAACUGUAUUCAAAACAGAACAAUUUAGAUGUUCGGUGGCGAAAGGAUGACAAUAGAAGAAUUAGCAAUCAGGUACAAGAUGAUACGAAAAACGAAUACAAAAGAAGACUGCAACUAAUGGCGCGAAUCAACGAGCGGCGAUGCUCCGCAUUACCUCUCUAUGGCAGGGAUUUUCAAGAUGUCAUAAAAAUAUACCAGCCAAAUACAACAAAUUCAUGGAAUGGCGGACAUAUACACUGCUUGAAUGUUCUCUUUGAUAAAAAUUGCGAAGACACCAGUAGCUUUCUCAAAGAUGCAUUGUAUAGUCCGGAACGUAGGAUAGAAGAGCUGAAAGAAAUUUCCGACAGGUUUAUUUUCUACGUACCUGCUGUUAAAACGAAGGAACCAGAAAUUCGAGUAUGGCAUCCUCCACCUAGCGAAUAUUGGGCCCGAUUUGAAGAAAAGCGCCUCAUAAAGUAUCUGUUUUCCAAACCAGCCACACCGCUACAUCACAUUGCUUCUGCCAUGGUUACUCAGUUCCCUGAUCCCAGACUAAUUCAGUACGACUGUGGGAAGCUACAAACACUAGAUAAACUACUGAGACACCUGAAGACUGAUAGCCACAGAGUGCUCAUAUUCACUCAAAUGACAAAGAUGCUGGAUGUAUUGGAAGCAUUUCUCAAUUUUCACGGGUAUAUUUAUUUGCGUCUCGACGGUACUACCAAAGUGGAUCAGAGACAGGUGCUUAUGGAACGGUUCAAUGGAGACAAACGGAUAUUUGCAUUUAUAUUAUCGACACGAUCCGGCGGUGUGGGUGUUAAUCUUACUGGAGCUGAUACUGUGGUGUUUUACGAUUCGGAUUGGAACCCAACUAUGGAUGCUCAGGCUCAAGAUCGAUGCCAUCGAAUUGGACAAACGAGGGAUGUCCAUAUAUACAGACUAGUGAGUGAAAGGACAAUUGAGGAAAACAUACUGAAGAAGGCCAAUCAGAAGCGACUGCUUGGAGAUUUAGCUAUUGAAGGCGGAAACUUCACUACUGCUUACUUCAAGAGCACUACUAUUCAAGAUCUGUUUAACAUCGAUCAAACAUUGGAAACGGCCGCUCAGCGUAUGUCCGAAAUUGUCGAAAAUAGCCGGGAAGUGUCCGCGACGCCUAUAGACACUGCAGUAGUCCAAUCAGAAGAUAAGUCUGCCGCUGGGGCCUUAGAGACCGCGCUUGCUGCCUGUGAAGAUGACCAAGAUGUACAGGCUGCAAAAAUUGCUAAAGCAGAAGCAGUGGCUGAUCUCGCAGAAUUUGACGAAAACAUUCCAUUGGAGCAGGACAGUGAGCGGGAGCCAGAGGUAGUAAGCAAAGCCGAGCAGGAGAUUAAUAACAUUAUUAAAAAGUUGUCACCAAUCGAAAAAUAUGCCAUGAAGUUUAUUGAGCAGACAGAAUCGGCUUGGUCGGCUGAGCAACUUGCUGCCGCGGCGAGGCAAAUAGAAGAACAAAAACGCGAGUGGGAAGAACAACAAAUGGCAGCGAUGCGUGAAGAGGAAGAACGACGUCAGCGCGAAUUAGAAGAGGAAAACGACAUGAUUACUUACAGCCGUGAAGAUGCCACUAAUCAGGUAUGGGUCUCUGAAAAUACCUUGGAGCUAAUGCCGAUGUGGUGCCCUCCAACUCCACCGCAACAGGAUGACGAUGUUUACAUAGAUCAAACCAUGGCUUUCUUAUAUGAAGAUACUGUUAUGUCGGAAACACAAUUGCCUCCUAUUUAUGUAAAAAAAGAGUUCAAGCGACGAUUAGAUCCGAGCUACAACGUGGACUAUCGCCGUCCGAUAAAAGUGCCUAGGAGAGAUGAAAGUGUUGUAAGCCCGCCCAAGUCGCUUUUCCAUUCAAGCACUCUGUUAAAACUGCGGCGAGAUAUGAAGCUACAGAAAUAUCGCUCUCUUAGACCACCGUCAGUUGUAAUACCUUGCAAGACAUCGACUAAACCCGUAGAUCCGGCUGUAAUUCAUAGCUGGACGAUUCACGAAGAUAUGGCGUUGCUUAAAGUCAUUAAAAUAUUGCAAGGUCUUCCAACAAAUUUAAUAGUAACGUAUGCGGCUCAAACGCCGAACUGGGACUUUGCUGCUGAUUACGUAAAUUCCGUUGCGCUCGUGUAUCGCUCUCCUAAACAAUGUAAACAAAGAUACGAAGGACAUCUGAUGAACAGGGAGGAAGGAAAAUAUUCAACACUGGAGAGUCUGAUCAAGAAAAAGAAAAAAUCCCCCACACUGCAAAAGAUUCCUCUUACGAAUAAAUCCAGGCCAUCUCCAAGGACGUCUCAAUUAUACACACAAGACAACAAUUCCACUUUUUGUCAAAUGGUAGCAGAUUCGUUUACCGCGUUAAAGUCCCUUGCUAUUAAAAGACUCCCAACGACACGUACUGUCGUCAACAAUCCUCUGAUGAAUAAAACGAAAAAUACGCCAGUUUUAAAUGAGUGUGGUAUAGAUUUGGAACACCCGCUUUUGCCUUUUGAAAUAGCGGCGAAACGAGCGGAAAGGAUAGCGAAGGAAAAGAAGGCAUUAACACCGGAGCAAUUGGCGAAAUUGCAAAUGCUUAAAGCCGUGUCGCAGCAGCAGCAAGCUCAGGGAGCGGUUUCUUCGUCAGGAUCUGCGACAUCUCAGUCAGCUUCUGGUAUAACGACAGUUGUAACCGUACCUACUACACAUGUUAUCGUAACCUCCCAAGCUCCCAUCGUUGUUACCACCUCUGCAACCAUAGUCACCCCGUCUCCUGGUGCCCCGCUCUCCGGUCGUCCACAACGAAUCAUUGCUUCACCAUUGCAAACGUCCACAGUCGUGAGUGUGUCUGGCUUGAGUCCGGCACAACUUCAAGCCGCUACCCAACGACUGAUCGUUACUGGAGGUGCCGCGAAGGCGGUUACAUCAGCUACAGGUGCUCAGGGCAAACAGUUUAGCCCAGCACAGCUGCAGAUGAUCCGACAAGCUGCUUCACUGAAAAAUAACCAGUUCCGGUUACAUGCAAACAGUUUGGCUCAGGCUUCAAAAGCGUCAACAGUCACAAUUGCUGGCCAGCAGGCUGUAGUACAGUUCUCACAAGCUCAACCGCGUGGCCAAUUCGUUCGUCAAGGGACGGUUACUGUUGGUGGAAAAACUGGAGUUUCAAGAACUGUUACUGACAGUGAAGUAGCUCAGUUGCUGAAGAAACAGCAGCAGCUGCAGCAGCAAAAGAUGACAAGUGGCACUAUUUCGCAACCUUCGAAUGCAAGUGGUGGAAAUACCAUUCAUGGCUUAACUACUCAAGUGUUUGCGCAAGCAAUUCAGCAAGCCGGCACUCCCGGUGCCCAAGUGGCCACUUUAGUGAAGGCGGUCCCCAGUUCUGGCGGAAAAUUUACUGUGCUUGCAGCUACUCAAACUGUAACAAUUCCUGUGAGUGGUGUCACACUGGCUGCUUCUGGUGCUAAGGCAAUCGCUCCAUCUCUGAAGCCAACGACGGCGCAACAAUUGCGACACAUGCAAAUUCAGCAGCAAUUAAUGGCUCAGAAGAAAUUGGCCGCUGCUGCUGCUGCUAGUGGACAGAAAUUGAGCAUUACUACAAGUGGCUCUAAAGGCUCAGGUGUUCAGACAACACAGCUAAUAGUGGGCGCUAAACAGGCCAUGACUGUUCAGCAGUUCCAGCAGGUUAUUCGGACUCCGAUAAAUGUUGGCCAGGGGCCUGUCGUGCUGACAAAAGGUAGCACCUCGCGUGUUAUUCCUGUGAACGCCGGUCAAGGCACUAAACAAACUAUUCAGGUAGUGGCUGCUUCAUCACAGGCGUUAAGCUCCGCUCUAAGGCCUCAAGGAAGUACUACAAUCGCGGGAAUCAAGCUUCAAAGCGCCGGAAAUUCCUCGCAACAAGCAUUGCUGUCACAAGUAACUGCAGCGUUAAAUCAGAACGCUGUGAGACAGAAUAGCCCAGUCAGACUUCAAACUGCAUCCGGCCAGCCAAUAGUGGCUGCAACUGGUCAAUCGUCUACACUAAACGCGCAAUCCCAAUCACACAAUGUCGAGCAAGUAAGUAGGUUUAUGAGAAAAUAAUCACCAUCCUAUGUUUGUGCUGUUGUUUGUCAUUGUUUUUCAAAUUAAGCUCACUGGUUUCAAUAUUGUGAUACACAGGAUUUAUUAAUUAUUUGCAUCUGUUACAUUUGUUUCCAUUUUUUUGUGCCCGUAUUAUAUUAUUUAGCUUUUUGUACUAACUGCCACUAUUAUUUUCUUAUUUUAGAAAUAGAAAUUUAGAAAUACUUACUGUCAAGGACUUGAUGAUUGAUGAACAAUUUAUAAAAAUCAAUUUGCAAUAACAGUUAAUGCUGAUCCCAGAUCAAGUUUCGCAUGCAUUCAUCGUAGUGCCUUUUCGAAAAAAAACUGACACUUGCUUUGGAUAAUUUCUGUAUAUUUGUUACCGGUAAUGUGCAAAAUGCCUAGGCAUUGUGCAAACUGACCAACUCGCCAGGCAUUUUGCAGAAUCGCUACUAUGGGCAAUGUGCCCAUUGACUACGGUAUUUUAGGCAAUCUGCAAAAUUUCGUACGCGUUAGUCAAUGUGAGUAUCACAUUCGUUGAAUGUUCACAUUGACUAGACAAUGGGCACAUAAUGCAGCAAAAUUGUUGUUUCCUUUCUGCCGGGCGGCGAUUAUGCCAAACUUUGUUGUUCAGUGAUACGGCAAUGGCGGGCGGAAAUAAAGACUUUUUGGUGAAAUUAAAUUCAUGAUUAUAUAUCAUUAUAAUUAUUUAUUUAAUGAGAAACGACUAUAUUGUUUUAUUAAACACAAACAGUUUAAUGUGGUAAGAUUAUUUAACACUAAUAUUAUAAUUUAUCAACAGCAUUAAAGUAUGAGAGCAUAAAUUUUAGCUCCAUAACUGCGGAUGUUUUUUAAAUUUUUGUGCACACACAAAAUUACGAUAUCAGUUUGUUUUCAUUAGCGACAUUUAUAUAUUUCCAGCACAUCGUUUCUCGAAAAUCUUGUAUGUUGUUUCAUAUUUAGUCUUUGAUUUUCAUUGGCAAAGAUGUUCCCUAUCAAUUUCCCUGGUUUUUACAUUCAAAAACUUCUCAUUACUUCCGAAAAAUCAAAAUUUGUUUGCAAGACGCUAAUAGGACAGGAAUAAGAACUAACAAUCAAUAACCAUCACUGGAAACGCGGUAAAUUUUACAAAGUUGUUUGCUACUUAGGGUACUAAACAGUAAACUUUCCUUGAAAAACUAAGCAACGGAGCUCCGUUGCUUAGUUUUUCAAGGAAACUAAGUUUUUCAGGUAAACUAACCUGCACAAUUUCGUAGCAACAGGUUUAUGCACAUUGUCUAGUCAAUGUGAAGAUUAAAAAUAUCUAAGACUCAGAUUGACCAGCGCCUGCGGCAUUUUGCAGAUUGCCUAAAAUACCGUAAUCAAUGUGCACGUUCCCCAAAGUAGUAGCAAUUCUGCAAAAUGCCUGGCGAGUUGGUCAGUUGCGUCAAAUCCAUGAGGCAUUUUGCCGGAUUUCGCACAUUGCCGGUAACAUAUUAUAUUCAUUUAACUUGGGUACAUUAGUACUUACUGAAAGCUUUAGUUGCGUCAUAUCCCAUCAAAUAAAAGUUAUUACUGUAUCUAUACUUGUGAAAUUAUGAAAGCACAGUUUAAUUCACGUUUUAAUAUACAUAUAUAUUAUUUAUCAAUUAAACAAAAGCUCUGUAAAGUAACACAUUUUUGUAAAUGUGUAAUUCUUUAUGGCAAAACGUUUUUAUUUUUAAUUUUUAACUGCACUUCCCACAGCUCGGUCACGAUAAAUAUGGCUUUGUCUUGCAUUCGCAUGAUAGUACUGUGUAUAUUAUGGAAUCAGCAUUAAAUAUAAUAUUUGCUCCAGAAUGGCUUCAACACAAAAGUGGUUUUUGAGCUGAUGUAUAUAUAAGGUCUUGUGGUCAUUGCCAGAAAAUCAAUUGGCAUCAGUAGGCUUUAAAUCAUGUUAUGUAAAUAUAUGAUGACAAUUGAUUUUGUGUACGUGGAACCUCAAUUUACUUUAAGGACUAUUGUGCUGUGAUAGCAACUUUAUUUCAUAUGACUCCCUAUGUUACGGUAGAAUUUAGAGUAGACUUUUUUAAGAUCGCUUAAUUUUGUAUUAAUGUCCGGGUAAUGAAAUAUUGUAUGCAUUUUCGUUUUUCUUUGUGAUAAGAAAAUACAUUUUGUGUGACAACUUUAAACACUUUUCGUUUUCUUUGCAAUUAUGGUUGCUGACGAAACGUAAUUCUUUUUCAGCAGGAGUAGCAUAUCUUCAAGUGAAGACCUAACCGUGUAAUAUGUUGUUAAUAAACUGUUAUUUUUUGGA